CUGAACGGGGCUUUGGGGGCUGUGCGGGCAGCGCGGAGCUUUGCGGGGCUGCGCGGAGCUAAGCGGGGUGUGCGGGGUGUUGAUGGCUGCGCGGACUGUGCCGGCUGCGCGGGGCUGAGCGGGGUUUUGGUGGCUGCGCGUUGUGCGCGGGGUGUCGGUGUCUGCGCGGAUUGCGCGGGCUCUGCCGGCUGCGCGGGGCUGCGCGGGGCUGCGCGGAGCAUGUCGGCGCUGCGGCGCAAGCUGGGCGAUGAGUACCAGGUGGUGAGCACCUCGGCCAGCGGCGGGGGCCUCCCGCCCCCGCGCAGCGCCCCGCGGGGGAAGCGCCAGCGCUUCGUGGACAAGAACGGGCGCUGCAACGUGCAGCACGGCAACCUGGGCGGCGAGACCAGCCGCUACCUGUCCGACCUCUUCACCACGCUGGUGGACCUCAAGUGGCGCUGGAACCUGUUCAUCUUCAUCCUCACCUACACCGUGGCCUGGCUCUUCAUGGCCUCCAUGUGGUGGGUGAUCGCCUACAUGCGCGGGGACCUCAACAAGGCGCACGACGACAGCUACACCCCGUGCGUGGCCAAUGUCUACAACUUCCCCUCCGCCUUCCUCUUCUUCAUCGAGACCGAGGCCACCAUCGGCUACGGCUACCGCUACAUCACCGACAAGUGCCCCGAGGGCAUCAUCCUCUUCCUCUUCCAGUCCAUCCUGGGCUCCAUCGUGGACGCCUUCCUGAUCGGCUGCAUGUUCAUCAAGAUGUCGCAGCCCAAGAAGAGGGCGGAGACGCUGAUGUUCAGCGAGCACGCCGCCAUCUCCAUGCGCGACGGGAAGCUCACGCUCAUGUUCCGCGUGGGCAACCUCCGCAACAGCCACAUGGUCUCGGCGCAGAUCCGCUGCAAGCUGCUCAAGUCCCGUCAGACUCCGGAGGGGGAAUUCCUGCCGCUGGACCAGCUGGAGCUGGACGUGGGCUUCAGCACGGGGGCUGACCAGCUCUUCCUGGUGUCCCCGCUGACCAUCUGCCACGUCAUCGACUCCAAGAGCCCCUUCUACGACCUGUCCCAGCGCAGCAUGCACACGGAGCAGUUCGAGAUCGUCGUCAUCCUCGAGGGCAUCGUCGAGACCACGGGGAUGACGUGCCAAGCCAGGACAUCCUACACGGAGGACGAGGUGCUGUGGGGCCAUCGCUUCUUCCCAGUGAUCUCCUUGGAGGAAGGGUUCUUCAAAGUGGAUUAUUCCCAGUUCCACGCCACCUUCGAGGUGCCCACGCCGCCCUACAGCGUGAAGGAGCAGGAGGAGAUGCUGCUCAUGUCCUCGCCCCUGAUCGCGCCCGCCGUCAGCAACAGCAAGGAGAGGAACAGCUCCGUGGAGUGCCUGGAUGGGCUCGACGAGGUGGGCACCAAGCUGCCCUCAAAACUGCAGAAAAUCACCGGGAGGGACGACUUCCCCAAAAAACUGCUCAGGAUGAGCUCCACCACCUCGGAGAAGGCCUACAGCAUGGGCGACCUGCCCAUGAAACUCCAGCGCAUCAGCUCGGUGCCCGGCAACUCCGAGGAGAAACUGGGCUCUAAGACCACCAAGAUGAUGUCGGAUCCCAUGAGCCAGUCGGUGGCAGAGCUGCCCCCCAAGCUGCAGAAGCUCUCGGGGGGCGGGGGCAGGAUGGAGGGGAACCUGCCGCCCAAACUGCGCAAAAUGAAUUCCGACCGCUUCACAUAGCGGGAUCCCCGCGGCAGGGCUGGGGCUGCGGGGGCAGCGGGGGCUGCCGGGGCUCGGGAGGAGCCGGGCAGGACUGGAGGGAGCCGGGCAGGACUGGAGGGAGCCGGGGUGGGCUCGAUGCGGCAGGAGCAGGGAGCAUCCCGCGGGGUCCUUGGCAUGUCCCAUCCCAGCGCAUGCGGUGACCCUGUGCCCCCCACCCAUGGCAUGACCCCUCCUGUGUUUGUACUCUGCAUCCCCAAAACCACGCAGAGGGGCCUUCCUUCCCCUGCAUUCCCCAGGGAACAGGGACAACACCCCGUGGGGGACGUGCAGGGUAAGCUGAACUUGAGUUGAAAGCGUUUGGGUUUGGUUUUUUUUUUUCCCUUGCUGCGGGUUGUGAUUUGCUCACCCAAGUUUUUUGCUGCAUGUGGUUUGUUGGGUUUUUUUUCUCCCAAGGAGGUGUUUUGUUUCACUCCUCACACCAAAUCUGCUCGCCUUAAAUCCACUGCUGCUUUCUAGUUUGCUUUCAGGGUUUUUUUGGGGGGGUUUUGUGCCCUGUGUCAAAGCCACUGGGAAAAAUACCAGGAAAAAAAUAAAUCUGUAUUUUAUCAGGCUUUGUUUAGAGAAGAAACUCGUGUUCUUAAGCCUGGGGCAAAGUGAUAAAUAAAUGACUCAAGUUCGCAUUUUA
Molecule: messenger RNA, 2368 nt
Organism: Catharus ustulatus (Swainson's thrush)
Lineage: Eukaryota; Metazoa; Chordata; Aves; Passeriformes; Turdidae
Gene: KCNJ3
Product: potassium inwardly rectifying channel subfamily J member 3
Exons: 4
Coding region: 220-1701 (493 amino acids)
Biological process (GO): regulation of monoatomic ion transmembrane transport; potassium ion import across plasma membrane
Cellular component (GO): plasma membrane
Molecular function (GO): G-protein activated inward rectifier potassium channel activity
Source: RefSeq, a predicted model, not a curated record